UAUAGUGUCUAUAACAUUGAAGGAGUAAACAGAACCCAAGUAAACUGACAAGAUCUUCAAUCAGUUGAAUCACAGGAUGAACUUUGCAGUAAAAAUAAUUCUAUCUAUGGUGUUUGUCUUCGCCUAUUUCAACCUGGUGUUUGCAAAACCUCUUUUCUUGGAGAAGCCACUUCUGCGCAGCCAGGCCCUCAAACAACAUUCACAAAGUCAAGACUCUCAGCCUGUAGUUGACGCUAUUGAACCUGAAGAGAGCAUAAGUCAAGAGAGUAAUCACACGAGUGAUGGAAAUGGGUUCCUGGAAAGUCCAACUGCGCAUGAUCGCAUUGCCAGGAAUACUCACUCUUGUGUUUCAAAAGUUGUGAGAGAGUUCGAUUCGUGUAGAAAUCUCUGGGUUGAUAAGGUAGAAUGUAAAGGGAGACAUCCAUCCUGUAAUUAUGUAAUACCUAUACACAAAGUACCUAAGUGCCACACAGUGUACGGCUUCAGAAAUGCUACGUUCGUGAACAAAUGUUCUGCGUUGCCAAUAGAUUGUCAAUGUGCCUCUUAAAUUAACUUUGAUAAAAAAAGUAAUGUAAAUGUAAAUCAACGUUAUCUUAUUUUGUAAUUUACUAUUCUUACUAGUAACAGAUUAAAACAACACUUUACACAAAGCUUUUUUAAGGCUUAGACAAGUGCUAUAUAUAUAUAUGUAUAUUUCUGCGGAUGUUGUAAACAGCUGGUCUGUUUUAAUGAUGUCGUAGGUUUGAAAAUAAACUUGAUUCAGAGACUGCGAAAGAACUUGAGAUGUAUUGAUAUGGUGUAACAGCACGGAGGGGAGCAACUCUUGAAAUCAUCCACAAGCAAGUGUCAUGAGACAUUUCUUAAUUUGUUCAAGAUUCCACGAUAAGCUCGUUUUUCAUUCCCAGGUUUGGAACCCGAGUUCAGAUUUCUCUAAAUCCGGAGCCUAAUGUUGAUGCAGCGAGACAAACUGAUUUCUCUUGUCUGCUCGAUAAAGCCGGGAUUGCCAUUUCAUGCAUACAGGCUUUUGGGAAUUUUUGACAAGGAAAUUUCUAGGUGAGUAAAUUCCCUGUUAGUUAAG
Orbicella faveolata is the source of this 1078-nucleotide messenger RNA. RefSeq lists its product as uncharacterized. The record is from RefSeq and is a predicted model, not a curated record. Lineage: Eukaryota; Metazoa; Cnidaria; Anthozoa; Scleractinia; Merulinidae.